Messenger RNA from Cyprinodon variegatus (sheepshead minnow), 2667 nucleotides. RefSeq names its product probable 2-ketogluconate reductase. NCBI's taxonomy places the organism in Eukaryota, Metazoa, Chordata, Actinopteri, Cyprinodontiformes, Cyprinodontidae. Gene Ontology annotation, molecular function: glyoxylate reductase (NADPH) activity; NAD binding; hydroxypyruvate reductase [NAD(P)H] activity. The record is from RefSeq and is a predicted model, not a curated record. The transcript has 7 exons. Bases 102 to 1205 code for a protein of 367 amino acids. Gene Ontology annotation, cellular component: cytosol.
UGGUUACAUUUUAUCUGAGAUCUUAUAAGUAAUCCAUGUUUGUUCUACACAGUCAGAACUCAAAAGAGCCAAGAGCAAAUCUGGGUGAAUAGCCAAUUAGAAUGCAAUGUCUCCGCCAAGUCUGGAGAAUGACAAAACUCUGGACUGUGGCAUCAACAUCCAGGUCUCUUAAAGUGACAAACCUACACCGAUCUAUGAACACACUGCAACAGAAACAGCAGGUGAUGGCAGAGGCCAAACCAUGGGGUCUAAUCUCAGAGGUGGGGGAUGAAGGUUUUCAAGAGAGUGUCAUCGACAUUAUUGAAAAGCAUUUCCACAUCAUCUGCCUUAAGGAAUUUUUUAAAAACCCCAUGCUGCAUGGCCCUAAAAUCCAGGCCCUGCUUAUGUGGAACUGCAGCCCUGCAGCCGAGCCUUCCCUGCUGAGCUGUCUGCCUUCGCUGAAGGUGGUCGCCAAUGGAGGUGUGGGUAUAGAUCACCUAGAUGUGCCGUACCUUAACAGCCUCGGUGUGAAGGUGGCCAACACUCCCGGUGUGGUGAGCGACGCCACUGCAGAUAUGGCCAUGGCUCUCCUUCUGGCUUCAGCACGGAUGGUAGUGGAGGGCCACCUAAUAUCAGUCGAUCCUAAAACCACCCAUGUGCCUCAAAGCCUUUUGGGAGUUGAGGUCACAGGGUCAACUUUAGGGAUCAUUGGAAUGGGAAACAUUGGAUAUAAAGUUGCUCAGAGAAGCAAAGGUUUCGACAUGAGGAUUCUUUACCACAACAGAAACAGAAGGAGUGUUGAAGAUGAGCAGGCAGUUGGAGCUAGUUACUGUGAGAAACUUGAUGACCUGUUGAAAGAGUCCGACUUCGUGGUGGUGGUGGUGAACCUGACCCCUGACACCACUGGUCUUAUCAGCCAUAGAGAGCUGUCACUCAUGAAACCCACAGCAACACUCGUAAACGUCAGCAGAGGUCUGGUUGUGGAUCAGGACGCUCUGGCCAAAGCUCUGAAGUCUGGAACCAUCCGAGCUGCAGCCUUAGACGUGACUCACCCUGAACCUUUACCCAGGGAUCAUCCUCUCCUCAGCCUUCCUAAUGUGCUGAUAACACCCCAUAUUGGGACAAACACUAAUGCAACAAUAAGAAAGAUGGUGCAGCUGAUGGUAGACAAUGCUUUGGCAGGAGUGAAAGGCCUACCUCUUCCCAGUGAAGUCAAACCAAAAUAAAGUUUUCUUCUGUCGACAAGGUCAAGAGCAUUAUUUUGUUUGUGCCUAUUAUUUACAACUUUCAUACUUAAACAUCAAUUCUUGUAAAGUUUGAGCUACAACCACAACAUGCUGUUAGUUUAAGCCUUGUUGUUUCCAGUUUUUCCAUUUUAUUUUUUUAUUGUCAUUACACUGUCACAAUUACAGAACAAUGAAAUGCAUUUAAUCCAUCCCCUUAGGGAGCAGUGGGCUGCCAUUGUGUGACACCCGGGGAGCAGUGUGGGGGUUAAGGGUCUUUCCUCAGAGAGCCAGAGUGGUAAUCUGUGGGAUUGGGGCUCGAAUUCAGAACCUCAGGAUUCCAAGCUCCAUACCCUAACCACCAGCCCAUCACUACCCUAAAAAAACCAGGGAGAAUAGCAGAGCAGAUACAGUAAUUUUGCUAUAUUUCCUUAUAAUUCAAAAGUUAAUUUUUAUUUUAUAUAUAUAAAAAACCUAAUUGUAAUGUUUUAAUGCAUAGCAUUUUGCCUGCAAUGUGAAUUUAGUGUAUCUACAAUUAUUGAUAUGGUGUUCCAAGUUUUGUUAGAUUAAAACCAUUGUUAAAUAUAACAUUUCUUUCUUUGUGUCUUGUUUUUGUCACAGGACAAGGGAUAUAGCAGCAUCUUAAAGUUUUUUUAAUUAUUUAAAUAAAGCUUUAUUUUUUAUUUGGAAAACAAGUUAAUUUAAAAUGUUAUCAUUAUGUAAGGUUUCAAAAAAGAACAGCAACAGCCACUUAUGGGAUGGAAAAAUGUUGUGAUUUUUAUUUCUCUUUCUAACAUUUAAAUUUAGACUAUAAUGUAAUGAAUUGUUUUUAAUUAAAAAACAAACAAAAAAAUUACUCUAUAUACACCACUUAAGUCAUAAAUAAAUUGUAUCUGCACAUGUAGAGUAACUGAUGUUACUCAUAACAAAGGCAAAUCAAUUUGUUUUAAGGAAAAUUGUAUUUUACAAAAUGUCCAUAUAGAGCUUGAAACCACAUGUCUGUUUAGAUCUAUUCACUCAGUUAUGAAGCUUAAUACCUUUGUUUCAAUAUGUUUGCAUUUUUCUCCCAAUAAAGUGGGUCACAGCAGUGGGGUAAUUAAAAAGCUUAAUUUGACAUUAUAAAAUAAAUGUUUAUAUUUCUGAAAUAGUCAGUGUUCUUAAUAUGUCCCUGCUUCAUAGAUCUUCAAGAAAGAGCUCAGAGGAAGUUAAGUGUUAAGGGGACAGCUACUUUCGAGUAUAUUUAAUAAUAUUGAGUCAGCAUUGUUUCAAUGUCAUUUAUAUCAUAAAUUUCAUAGUUUAUAGAUUUUAGCAUUUUUGAAUGGUAGAAAAUCAUAUUUUAAACUCAAAAUACAGCCCUUGCCCUUCAUAACUGAGUGUGGGGACAAAAACUUUUGUGGUGGUUUGGGUUCUAAAUAAUGUAUUAAAAAGCAAAUACGAUUAAGUUGAUGAAACCAACUUGUUUGAA